Molecule: messenger RNA, 1195 nt
Organism: Closterium sp. NIES-67
Lineage: Eukaryota; Viridiplantae; Streptophyta; Zygnematophyceae; Desmidiales; Closteriaceae
Source: the annotation of a GenBank genome assembly
UGCUUUUCCAACCCAGCCUCAAGCAGAGCUUUCAGGCUUAGGGUUUAGAACUAAUUACCCCAAGCCUCACCCCUUUCAACCCCCAGUCCCCCCCACAAACCCGCGAGAGAGACACGACGACAACACCGCACGCACCACCUCGUAACCCCAGCCUCCACCCGCGUUUCGAAUUUAGACCUUCAGGCCCAGCUCCGCGCGCGCGGUUCACGAGUACCUGUUUCCGCGAUGAUUCGGCGCAACGCGCGGCUGCGCCGCGAGUACCUGUACCGCAAGAACCUAGAGGGCAAGGAGCGCGUGCAGUACGAGAAGAAGCUCAAGAUCCGCCAGGCGCUGCAAGAGGGCCGGCCGGUUCCCACGGAGCUGCGCAACGAGGCGCUGGCGCUGCGAGACGAGAUCGACCUUGAGGACGAUUACACCGCGGAGCCGCGGUCGCACGUGGACGACGAGUACGCGAGGGCGGGCGAGGAGGACCCCCGGCUGCUGCUGACGACGUCGCGCGACCCCAGCAGCCGCCUCACGCAGUUCGUGAAGGAGCUCAAGAUCGUCUUCCCCAACGCGCAGAGGAUCAACCGCGGAGGCCAGGUGAUCAACGACAUAGUGGCGUCGGCUCGCAGCAGUUCCUUCACGGACAUCGUAGUGGUGCACGAGCACCGAGGCCAGCCCGACGGACUCGUCGUCUGCCACCUGCCCUACGGCCCCACUGCCUACUUCGGCCUGCUCAAUGUGGUUACGCGGCAUGACAUCCAGGACAGAGCGGCCAUCGGCACCAUGUCAGAGGCGUACCCACACCUCAUUCUAGAUAACUUUUCAACCAAGCUGGGGCAGCGCACGUGCAACAUUCUCAAGUACCUGUUCCCGGUGCCCAAGCCCGACUCCAAGCGCGUCAUCACAUUCGCCAACCAAGCCGACUACAUCUCCUUCCGGCAUCAUGUAUAUGAGAAGCCUCAAGGACCCAAGUCCCUGCAACUGAAGGAAGUUGGACCUAGGUUCGAGCUGCGGUUGUAUCAGAUCAAGCUAGGAACAAUGGAUCAACCAGAGGCUGAGAAUGAGUGGGUGAUUCGGCCGUAUAUGAAUACGGCCAAGAAACGUACUCUGUUGUGAUAGAUUGCAGGCGAAUUCUUGAUGGCGUUUUUUUUUUUUUUUUUUUUGCAAUAAUUGAGUUCCAGUGUGUUAUGAAUUAAUCCGAGUAAUAACA